Ziziphus jujuba (common jujube) is the source of this 1261-nucleotide messenger RNA. Its product is annotated as probable adenylate kinase 7, mitochondrial. Bases 121 to 927 code for a protein of 268 amino acids. The transcript is spliced from 4 exons. Gene Ontology annotation, cellular component: cytoplasm; mitochondrion. Gene Ontology annotation, molecular function: AMP kinase activity; ATP binding. The record is from RefSeq and is a predicted model, not a curated record. Gene Ontology annotation, biological process: nucleobase-containing compound metabolic process. NCBI's taxonomy places the organism in Eukaryota, Viridiplantae, Streptophyta, Magnoliopsida, Rosales, Rhamnaceae.
CAUUUCAGUUCUCUCUCUUGCUCUCUCUAAAACCUUUCUUUUUUGUCUCUGAAAAACCCCUCUUUGGCUUUUUCCUCUCUCUCCAUUACUUGCUUUCUAAAACCCUUCUCUGCCGCCGCCAUGGCUGGACUCAGCCGACUCGGUGUGCUUGCUCAGCCUCUCACUCGCCGGCUUCUGGGGCUCGUCUCUAGCCGAGCCUACGGAUCGUCGGCUGCGGCUCAGCUCCAGUACGACUACGAUGAUUAUUACGAAGAAGAAGACCACCAGCUACUACGCCACGAGCCGAAGCCGAUGGUGGGCACGGAUGGUUGGGUUCCAGAAAGAGGAGUUCAAUGGGUUUUGAUGGGAGAUCGUGGCGUGAAGAAACAUGUUUACGCGGAGAGGCUCUCGAAGCUUCUAGAAGUUCCGCACAUUUCUAUGGGGUCCCUAGUUCGCCAGGAGCUCAACCCUCGCUCUUCUCUCUACAAGCAGAUUGCAAAUGCGGUGAAUGAAGGAAAGCUUGUACCGGAGGAGAUAAUAUUUGGGCUUUUGACUAAGAGGCUGGAAGAAGGUUACUGCAGAGGUGAAACUGGGUUCAUACUUGAGGGAAUCCCAAGAACCAGAAUCCAAGCUGAGAUUCUUGACCAAAUUGUAGAUAUUGAUUUAGUUGUAAAUUUCAAAAGCACAGAAACACAGAUAGUCUCUCCUCAACGAGAAUUUCUUAGCGUGGCCAAAUCCUCUGCCACUGAAGGUGGUGGUCCCUGGAAAGAAAAUUUCCAUUUCUAUGCAGAGCAGAGAAAGCAAUUAGAAGAUUACUAUAAGAAACAGAAGAAACUUCUUGAUUUUGAAGUAGGAGGUGCACCUGGAGAAACAUGGCAGGGUCUGUUGGCUGCAUUGCAUCUGCAGCAUAUAAAUGCUGUUUCUUCUUCACAGAAGCUGACUGCAUGAUUUGAUUCAUCUGGGGGCCUCUCGACUUUCUUAAAUUUUGCAUUUCCGGCAUUACAGUAAAUAUGUAUGAUGUGAGAAAUGAGAGACAACUGCUGGUUGGAGUUUUCUAUAUAAAAGAUUCCAACUUAGUUUUAAAAAUUUUGGUCUUUUUAUUUUUGAGAUAUUUUAUGCAAUGCAACAUGAAGUGUGCGAGUUUGUAAUGUAGCGACGAGAGUGAAAAAUAGAGAAGGAAUUAGCCUUUGUUGGACCCUUUUGUCAUGUGGAGUAACCAUUUCUUUUAUCACUUCUAUAAUACUAUAUUGCCUCAAUAAAAGCUGUGUAUAUUAUUCUCUCU